AUGGCCGCGGCUUCAGACAUUGGAGUCGAAUUUAUAGGGCCAUCUCGACCAACGGCCAAAAGAAAGGAUCUACCUCAAUAUCGAGAGGACUUUCAAGUGUUUAAUGGAAUUCCAAACUAUCCGGUCGAUUAUUUGUUUGAUGGUAAAUUCAGGGUAAGUGUUUUGAGUUUUUUUUUGAAAUUUAGGUAACAAGAAUAAGGAGAUUGAAGAUGUUGCGGAUUUUGGCUAAAACUGAAUUUUUUUUAGAAGUUUAGGUAAUAUUUUAGAUGUUUUUCGAAAUUUAGAUGUCUACCUGAACUUUUCUUUCAAAGAAAAGCAAAAAUAGGGUAGUUUCUAAAAAUCAGAUAUCAGUUUGAACUUCCUUUCUAGAUUUAGGCAACAAUUUGAGCUAUUUUCAAAUUUUAGGUAUCAAUUUGAACUUUUCUUGGAAAUUCAGCCAUCAUUCUUUAUUUUCUUUCAAAAUGACACUUAAAAAUUUAUUUCAGAUUAAAAGCCGAAUUAGCUGGGACGAUCGCUUUGGAGCUACAUACAUUGCAGCACCAAAGAAGCCGUAUCAUCCUCAUGUAGUCCUCAGAAUCGACAAUCUUCGAAAGCACAAUCCAUCUUCAUUAAUAACCGAGCUUGAAGUGUUGUCGUUGGCGAAAGACAAAGGGAAGAUCAAUUAUUUUGGUGAAUUUCUUCAAGAAGGAUGUUGUAAUGGCGAGAACUUUUGGUACACAAAGAGCUUCAAGGCUGGUCCUUCGCUGAGGCAGAUCACUGAAUGUAUGGGUGCAAAAUAUGGUCGAUUAUCUUCAGCUACUGUUGGAAAAUUUGCACUGGAUUUGUUUGAGGUAGGGUCGUGUUUUGGGAUAAAAUAAUUUACAUUGUACUGAUUUUAAGCACCUAAAACAAUAUCGGGAAACUUGAGUCUGUAUCUUGAAAACUAUUUAUCAGUUUUUGUUGAUUUUAGGCUUAAAUUAAUCGUUGUCGUAUGCUUUUUGUGAAUGUAGUAAAAGCAAUACGUUAUUUAUAGCUAUUUUGGAAGUUAUACCUAGUUUUAGGUAUCAAACGAAAUACUUUUUUUUAUUGUAAUAUAACAUUAUAAAACACUCUUUUUAGAUAGUAAACUUCCUCCACACUUCCAACUACCUCAUCUGUGCUAUAGAUCAAGAUCUGUUCCGCUUGGACACCGAGUCUGGCACGUUAUUUCUUGCUGGUCUAUCUACAAUGAAACAUAUGAACGAUAACAACAUCACAUGGACUGGAUCAUUGGAUUACUCGCCAUUAGGCUGGUCAGAGCAUAAUCCAGACCCGGUUCUGAGGGAAUGUUACUCGAAUCUUGAACUUGAGGCCGUCUUCUACUUGAUAGCUCAUUUGGUUUCUGGUGAAUUACCAUGGAUCAAAGAUGGUACGAUGAUGGUGUAUCAAAAGAAGAUGAACAAUGUUCAUAAAGGUGCUAAGACCUGGGAGAAUUUGCCUCAUGUGUAAGUUUGAUUGUUAAGGGUAGAGCAGGGCAUGGUAAGGUAGGGUAGGGUGCGGUAUAAUAAGUUAUGGUCAGGCCGGGUAGGAUAAUGUAGAGUAAGAUUGGGGAGGGUAGAGUAUCUUAUUAACACUCUGAGUCGUUUUAAAUUAAUCUUAUUCUUUUAGCUACCACAAGCUCUGGACUGAAAUCAUCAAAAUUGUGAGAUCAGAUGAACAAUAUAAUGACAUUUCUUCUAUUCUUGACUACUGUAAGCAAAUUUCCUGUUCAAAGGAUGAAUGUAAUAAAUACGAGGGGAUGGACAAUAAACCAAUGAAUGAGGAAUUACGAGAAUUGUUAGAGUAUAUUGAUGUAGACGGCGAUGCAAGUAGUAUAACGAACGCUUCGAUGAGAGAUAACAAUAUGGAUACUGCGGCUACAGAACCCGCUCAGACGUCUAUGAAGCAAGAAGCUGAGGAUGUUAAUGUAGUACAAGAUGUAGAAGUCGUUGGAAAUGGCAAUAUUGAUCGAAUUACGAUUGGGAAUGACAGUAGUAAUGGAGAUACUAUUAGGAAUGACAAUAUCAAUAGACUUACGGCUAGAAAUGGCAAUAUUGAUAGGAAAGCGAUGAGAAAUUGCAAUAUGAAUGGAAGUACAGUUAGAAGUGGCAAGAUUAGUAAAAGUAAGAUUAAAAAUGGCAUUAGUAAUGAGAGUAGGAUCAGAAAUGGCAGUAGUAGGAAAAGUUUGAUCAGAAAUGACAAUUUGAAUACACAUACGAUUGGAGAUGGCAGUAGUAACGAAAGUACGAUUAGAAAUGGCAAUGUGGAUUAUACGGCUAUAGAAUCUGCUCAGACGUCUAUGAAGCAAGAAGUUGAGGAUGUUAAUGUAGUACAGGCUGUAGAAGUUGUUAGAAGUGGCGAUAUUACUGGAAGUACAAUUAAAAAUGGCAAUAAUGAUGGAGGAACGAUCGCAAAGAACAGCAAUAGUAAUGGAAAUACGAUUAUAAACGGCAAUAUUGAUGGAGGGACGAUUGUAAAUGGCAGCACUAAUGAUGUAGAAGUCGUGGAUUUAGUAUCAGAAGAUGGCUUUAAAUAUUGUAUGAACAACAGCAGUAGUGAAGGAAGUACGAUUGUAAAUGAUGAUAACAGUAGAAGACCUUCAAGAAAUUGCAACCAAAUUCAAACUUAUAUGCCUCAAUUUAAUUUUAUCGAUGUUCCUGACAGUCAAGUUCAGAAUAGAAGCAAUGCUAUUCUUGGAAGCAAGUCAGCGAGUAGUGCUGGUGUCAGUUCAAAAUCUUCUACCAAAGGUAAACCGAAAAGACGUUCCUUGAACGAUCGAAAGUCUAUGUUUGAUGGCGCUCCAUUUCAUCCGGUACUGUAAGUUCAUUUUUAUGUUGUAGGGUGGGGUAGGGGAAGGAAGUAGUCGAGUAAGGUAGGGAAUGGUAGGAUUGGGCAAGGUGGAAUAGGGAGUAAAUUAGUAGGACAGUGUAAGAUAUAGUAUGGUAAGACGAGGUAGAGUAGAGCAAUGUCGAUAUAAUAGGACAGGGCAGGAAGGAGGUAGUCUAUUAGGGCAGGGCGGGGUAGUGAAUAGCUAAUUAGGACAAUUGACGGUAGAGUAAAGUAGGGUGGGCAGGGUAAAAUGUGGCAGAGCAAGGCAAGAUAGAGUAGAGCAGGCUAAAGUACGGUAGGGUAGAGAAGGGUGGGUAGGGUUAAACAUUAGAAACGGGCUGGGCUUAGGUUUAAGGCCCGGCAUGGUCUUUUCUGGGGCCCGGCUCGUUUCUCAUGUCUAGGUACGGUCGGGUAGGGUAGGGUAAGGUAGGACAGAGUAGAGCAGGAUAAGGUAGAUAUUGGUAAGGUAGGGUAUAGUAGGGCUUGUUAAGGAAGAACAGUGUAGCUAUUGACCACUCUUCCCAUUUGAAUUCGGUUUCAUUGCAGAGGCACUCUCGUACCGAGUGGUGGUAAACACUUUAACAUUGAACAUGCUGGACACCACUACUUUUACGUAAGCUCCACGAAACGUGGUAUGAACACGUACAUUUGCAAUAAAUGCCGAAGGAUAAGUGGCGACACCAAGAAAAAAGCCAAAUUGGGCGCUGUUCAGACCAAUGAAACUAAGGUCCCAGUCCAGCUACUAGGCAGUCAUAACCACAGAUGCAUUGAUCCACCCUCAGCUCACUGA
Messenger RNA from Bursaphelenchus okinawaensis, 3616 nucleotides. The record is from the annotation of a GenBank genome assembly. NCBI's taxonomy places the organism in Eukaryota, Metazoa, Nematoda, Chromadorea, Rhabditida, Aphelenchoididae.